AUGAACUUCCUUCGUCCAUUUACGGCGUUUCCAGGUGUCCAAAGCAUCGUACGAGUCGAAUACAAAUCAUCGCUGUUGCUUGUACCCAGAUACCCAACGCUUGACGUUCACUUUUUUUAUUCUUGCGCCCGUGUUACCCUUUCUCACUCUCUCACUUUCAUUCCGACCAUGUUCGUUCCUUUGCGCGCGCGAUACCCUGACGACGACAUGUGCUCUUCCACGGACGCGGCCUGCACCGCGACUCCCACCUCAGCUGCACCCUCAGAGGCGGCCACCUCGGCAGCUACGCCCUCAGCGAUACCCGUCGAGCAGAAGAUAGGUCAGCGGAACUUCACCGGCGUGAUCAUCAUCAUCGUGAUCGUCUUCGUCGGGAUCCUCCUCUGGAUCAUGUUCAGCAGAGGAGCGGCAGCGAAGCGGGUGCGAAGGCUCUGCCGCAGGAAGGAGUCCGCGCUUCCAGCCCGGACGGUCGUACAGGUGGUGCGGAGCGUCGAGAGCGACGACCAGCUGUCCGAGACGAAGGAGGCCGCCAAGUCCACUUCCGACAAGAGGAAGUCUAGGGCGCCGAAGGUUCGUCUGUCCUCGCUCCUGCCUGAGAGGCAUGCGGCUGAGCCUGGUGUGCAGGACGUUAGCGACAGCUCCGAACCCAAGUCGAAGAUGUGGGAGAGCAAACGGUCCAGGCAGUGA
Messenger RNA from Heterobasidion irregulare TC 32-1, 684 nucleotides. RefSeq lists its product as uncharacterized. The coding region runs from base 1 to 684 and encodes 227 amino acids. The transcript has a single exon. NCBI's taxonomy places the organism in Eukaryota, Fungi, Basidiomycota, Agaricomycetes, Russulales, Bondarzewiaceae. The record is from RefSeq and is a predicted model, not a curated record.